Molecule: messenger RNA, 3210 nt
Organism: Lonchura striata (white-rumped munia)
Lineage: Eukaryota; Metazoa; Chordata; Aves; Passeriformes; Estrildidae
Gene: ARHGEF37
Product: Rho guanine nucleotide exchange factor 37
Cellular component (GO): cytoplasm
Molecular function (GO): protein binding; guanyl-nucleotide exchange factor activity
Source: RefSeq, a predicted model, not a curated record
CCAUCCCCCGCCCGGCAUCCCGCCCGGUGCGCUGCGGUGUCCCCGCCCGCAGCGGCGGCAGCGCGGCCGGGCACGGCGACCUGCGCAACGCCGCCCGCUCCGCAGAGAUGGCGAGUGCAGAGCCCGGCUCUGGGGAGGCAGCUGAGGCUGCAGAGGCCGAGUACGAGGUGAUGCCGUGGGACAGGACGGAGCAGAGCCAGCGGCUGGCCGUGGACGAGCUCAUCAGCAGCGAGGCCAGCUACGUGCACAACCUGCAGCUGUGCGUGUGCGACAUCCGGGCGCACCUCCGGGACAAGCAGCUGCCCGGGCUGGACCUGGAAGGACUCUUCUCUAACACCGACGACAUCCUCCACGUCUCCAGACGGUUUCUGAAGGGGCUGGAGGCCACGGCCGGCCAGGGGCAGGAGCAGCUGCUCUGCAUCAGCACGCUGUUCCAGGAGUUCAAGGAGGAGAUGGAGACUGUCUACAAGAUCUACUGUGCCAGCUAUGACCAUGCCCUGCAGCUGGUGGAGAGCUACCGCAGGGACCCCCGGCUGCAGGAGGAGAUCCUGGCCACCCUGAAUGCCACCGUGCCUCACACGGGCGCGUCAGACCUCAGCUUCUUCCUGGUGAUGCCCGUGCAGAGGGUCACCAAAUACCCUCUGCUGCUGGGGAAGAUCCUGGAGAACACCCCGAGCAGUGCCAGUGCCCACUCAGCCCUGCAGGCAGCGGCUCGUGCCAUGGCCCAGGUCAAUGCCAACAUCAACGAGCACAAACGGCGCAGGGAAGUGGCGACCAAAUACAACAAGGCCGAGCAGCUGACGCUGCGGGACCGCCUGGCACGCCUCAACGCCCACUCCAUCGCCAAGAAAACCACGCGCUUCAGCCGGCUCCUCAUGCACGAGACUGGCAUCGUGGCCAAGACUGAGGACAAGGAAUAUGACGACCUGGAAGAGAAGUUCCAGUGCGUGGCGUCCAGUGUGGCCACGCUGAAGGAGAACGUGGCGUCCUACCUGGGCCACUUAGAGGUGUUCCUGCUGCCCGCCCCGCACCGGCGUGAGCUGCAGAUGGAGCAGGGACCAGCCCAGCAGCAUCGCCGCCUCUCCGAGCUCCUCCACAGCACCGUUUUCCCUGAAUUUAAGCAGCGUGUGGACAGGCUGGUGUGGCAGCCCCUCUGCAGCCUCUCAGACACGCUGGAGGGGCCCCAGCAGCUGGUCAAGAAGCGCCUGGACAAGCUGCUGGACUACGAGAAGAUCCAGGAGAGGAAGAGCGAGGUGGGCAGCGUGAGCUACGACGAGGAGGCAGCCAUGAACACCUACCUGGCCAUCAAUGACCUGCUGGUGGCCGAGCUCCCCCAGUUCAACCAGGUGGCCGUGCAGCUCCUGGGCCAGAUCCUGCGCUCCUUCAGCGCCCUGCAGCUGGACUUGGCCACCCAGGUCCUGCACCACGCAGAGAAGGAGCUGGAGCAGCUGCCCCAUGGCCACAUGCCCCUGCCCAGCUUCUGGAAGGUGGUGGAGGACAGCCUGCAGCAGUCGGGUGCCCAGCUCCGUGCCUUCUGCCAGGCCUUUGAGACGGUCACACCCAGCCCUGGCACACAGCCUCUGACCCCUGCUGAGGAGAGGAAGGUCCUUUCCCUUGUGAGCAAGCACGGCCCAGACAAGCUGUACCAAGUGACCAGCAACAUCAGUGGCAGCAGAGACUUGGACCUGACCCUGCUGAGGGGACAGAUCGUGGCUCUGCUGCAGAGCGCCGACACCAGGGGCAACACCAGCAGGUGGCUGGUGGAUGCUGGAGGUCCCCGAGGGUUUGUUCCUGCUGCCAAACUCCGGCCCUACAGCCCUGCACAAGUGCAGCAGCCUGUGCUGCAGCUGCUGGGCCUGGACGGUGGCACUGAGGGGAGGAGACAUUCCUGUGCAGCCCCUGAAGCUCCCAGGCCACAGGUGGCCACCUUCACCCCAACAUUCCAGGUGGUCGCCGGCUUCUCCUUCGCCGCCCGGAGCCCGCAGGAGCUGAGCCUGCAGGCGGGGCAGCCCGUGCAGCUGCUGGAGCCCCACGACAAGAAGGGCAGCACGGAGUGGAGCCUGGUGGAGGUGAACGGCCAGAGGGGCUACGUGCCCUCCAGCUACCUGGUGACCGUCCCCGUGCAGGAGCCCGCGGGCUGGAGCUUGCCCGUGUGAGCGUGGCAGCCCCGGCAAGGGCACGGAUGGCAGCUUGGCACCUGAGGACACCUCACAGGAGAUGCUGGAGGGAGGCAGCCCCCGGCUGGGAAGGUGGUGGGACAAAGCCCAGGGACGUGGGCACGAGGAUGGCACUUGGGAGGCGCCUUUGGAUGGGAGGUGUGAGGGUGCCAGGUCCCGUGUGUGUGUUGGCACAAAGCAGAGCAGCACCAGGGAGUGAGUGAGGGCAGGGGGCUGCAGUUAUCCAGGGAUUUGCUGAAAUCUCUGCAAGUGGCAAAUGUGUCCUGGGGUGAUGAGGCAGCAUCGCCCUGGUUAGAGCAGGACUGAGCAGCAAAGUGCAGCCUGCAGAGGGGUCCUCAGCCAGGCACUCGGACACCUGGGCACUGAGCACCUGGGCACUGGGGCACUUGGGCACCUGAAGCACUUGGGCACUGGGCACCUGAGCACAGGAGAAUUUGGCUACCUGGGCACCUGAGAAUUUGGCUACUUGGACACCCAAGUGCCUGAGAAUUUGGCUACUUGGGCAUCUGAGUACCUGAGAAACUGGGCACCUGAGUGCCUGAGCUUUGGACACUGGGCAGAUGGGUACUGGGCACCUGAGUACAGGAGAAUUUGGCUACCUGGGCACCUGAGAAAUUUUCUACCUGGGCAUCUGAGUACCUGAGAAACUGGCCACCUAGAAUUUGGCUACCUGGGCACCUGAGUACGUGAGAAAUUGAGCACCUGAGUACCUGAGGAUUUCGCUUCCUGGGUACCUCAGUACCUGAGAAACUGGGCACUUGGGCACCUGAGAAUUUGGCUACCGUGGCACCUGAGGAUUUGGCUACCGCGGCACCUGAGUGCCUGAGCCUUGGGCACUGGGCAGAUGGGCACUGGGCACUUGAGUACCUGAAAAAUUUGCUACCUGGGCACCUGAGGAUUUGGCUACCUGGGUACUCGAGGAUUGGCUGCCCGGGCACUGAGGAUUUGGCUGCCUGGGCACUGAGGGUUUGGUUACCUGGGCACUGAGGAUUUGGUUACCUGGGCACUGAGGGUUUGGCUACCUGGGCACUGA